AUGCAGAGCCAAAACAUCAAAUGUCUUAAUCCAACCCCAUUCUUUAUAGCCAUUUUAAGCAUUUAUCUUCGUUUUCUUAGCUAAAAACUCUCUCGAGUGAAUGAUGGCAACUUUAGCUUCUCUGCAGACUUCUUUUGCCGCCAAGAUGUCUGCAGUUCCAGCUCUAGGCUGUAGCUUAUAUCUUCCAGCAAGACCUGCUGCAUCGUGGAACUGUACCCAGAAGAACAACAAGAAGAGAUCUUUGACGGUGGUUGCAGCAUUUGGAGAAGUAUCAGCUGAUGGCACAAAUUAUUUAAUUGCGGGUGCAGCUGCUGUCGCCCUUAUUGGGACUGCCUUUCCCAUCCUUUUCUCCCGCAAGGACCUGUGUCCUGAGUGUGACGGAGCGGGUUUCAUCAGGAAGUCAGGGGGGGGUGCAUUGAGGGCAAAUGCUGCUCGGAAAGACCAGGCUCAGAUUGUCUGUCCUAAUUGCAAUGGUCUUGGCAAGCUCAACCAAGUUGAUAAAUAAGUCUCACUGUUGUUUACCUUAGUGGUUGUUUGGUAGGGUGUGAUUGAAUGUAAUCAAACAAAUUGAACUUUGAACUUUUGUUGCGUUUCAUUACGUUCAAUUUCUUAUCCUGCCAAACACCCUUAUUAUUCUGUAAUUUAGGAAGUCCUACUUCCCUGCCAAUUUGUAAUGUUAUCAGAAAGCUCCCUGUCUGUCUCACCCUAUUUGUAGCAUAUGUUUUGCUGUACAUGUUUUUAUAUGAAUACAAGCCUGUGCCAGUUGUCUCGA
Molecule: messenger RNA, 772 nt
Organism: Ricinus communis (castor bean)
Lineage: Eukaryota; Viridiplantae; Streptophyta; Magnoliopsida; Malpighiales; Euphorbiaceae
Exons: 2
Coding region: 101-505 (134 amino acids)
Cellular component (GO): chloroplast thylakoid membrane
Source: RefSeq, a predicted model, not a curated record